Symbiodinium pilosum is the source of this 1791-nucleotide messenger RNA. NCBI's taxonomy places the organism in Eukaryota, Dinophyceae, Suessiales, Symbiodiniaceae. The record is from the annotation of a GenBank genome assembly.
AUGGGCCAUGGAGGUGUGACGAUUACCGUGGAGCUGGAGAGGGAGGGGCGUGCGCUUUAUGAGCUGGGCCCAUCUGAAGGGGGAAAUCCUUCACAACUAGCUGAUCGAUUUGCAAAGCUGGGCCAAAGGUGCUCGAAGGCUUCGAAGCCGCGACAGACUGACUGCAGCCCUUUUGCUGGCAGCCUCCAGGCAGCAUCCAACCGGAUUGGGGAGAAAGCCUGCCAACAUCCUGAAGCAAAGGAGGCCAGGGCGCUUUUCUGCCGCUAUCCCCCGCGCUUCUACGGCCACAAAGGUAUUUGCAAUCAGUACUCGCAGUUCUGUCCUUUUGAGGGGCUUCUUACAGAGACGAACCCUUUGUUUAUUGACACAGCAGUUGUCAACAUCGAUGCUGACAUGUUCUACUCGAUGGAGGAAUGCGGAGUUUUCCAAAAAGAGCUUUGGAUAUUCAAGGUGUUCGUGCACUGGUGCCCGCAUUGCCAACAGCUGAUGCCCCGCCUCUACCAGCUAGCACUAACCUUGCGCCAGCGCGGGGUCAAUACGCUGCGCUUCGGUGCUGUCAACUGUGCCACCGAGCACGAGCUGUGUGCAAAACAGAACUGGCCUGGCCAUCCCUUGCUCGUUGCCCGCUACCUGGGGUCAGACAGGGCAGUGCAUGAUGCUAUCGAGCAUUGGGUGGACGUUGUGAAAGACGCGCAGCUGCGGCAGAUGCUGCCGCGGUAUGCACUUCCCGGAGAGUUCCCUGUUCUGAAAAUUUUGCUGGAACAGCUGCCGAAAUCCAUGCUGUCUAAGGCCUCCUGGUCCCCCUUGUUUGAGGCUGAUGCUGAGCAGUCGAAAGCCGCGAACUGUGCUAACUUGACGGCUCUUCAUCCGGAGUUCCCUGAAGCAGUUGACGAACAAGUUGGCAACGGCUGGCAUGAUGUCGAGCGAAACUUCACGGUCAAGCGCAGAUGGAUGGAUGCAAUGCUUAUGCUGCGGCACAUCUUUCAGGAGUGGAUUGCUCCGGUUGGAGAUGAUGGCAACGUUGACGCUUUUGCUCACAGCCAGCUGCUGGUCAUCGAGCCGUGGGUGGAGCUGUUAGCCAGGAAUCUUCCAACAACUUUUGGCCUCGCAGAGGUUCUGCAAGAAUUACAUAGGUCCUUGGUACAGCGGGUGCGUGCUUCCCAAACAUCGGAAGGCAGUUCGCUUUGUGCAGACGAGUGGAAGGCGCUGACCACACCCUUGCUGGAUCGAAUAGCCGAAGUGGGCCAACGUGACUUUGCUGUGGCUUCGGCCUGCGCCUCUGACACCUGCCGGAUGUGGAGCCUGCUUCACAUGCUUGCUUCUGAAGGGUUGAGGCGCGAGCAACUGCCAAGAAAGAAUUUGACGACGCCGGCACCUUCCGCCCCAGAUGUGAUGAUGCAAACUGUGCAUGGCUUCCUGGAGCAGUUCUUCAAAUGCCACUACUGCAGGCGACACUUCUUGAAGAACUAUGAAGCGGGAUCCUUUGGCCGCGAUGUUGCGUUGGGUUCCCGAGAGCAGGUCGUCCUGUACCUGUGGCGCUUUCAUAACGCCGUCUCUGUCCGGGUUACUGCCUGGCACGGCUGCAACACCACGGACAGGCGUUGGCCACCGUCAGCGCUGUGCCCCAGGUGCUGGAAGCCUACGGCGGAUGAGUGGCCAGUGCUGUCUGAAGCCAAGGAUGUUGUCCAGGGCGGUGCUGCUCGCGCGCUAGACUUGGCGGCUUCGCCUGACGAAGAAGAGGUUCUCAAGUUUCUGCAGUCGGCCUUCACAGUGUCGGACCAAGAGAUGUGA